Messenger RNA from Trichoplax adhaerens, 1002 nucleotides. RefSeq lists its product as uncharacterized. The annotation marks the transcript as partial. Gene Ontology annotation, biological process: signal transduction. The transcript has 9 exons. The record is from RefSeq and is a predicted model, not a curated record. Gene Ontology annotation, molecular function: 3',5'-cyclic-nucleotide phosphodiesterase activity. Lineage: Eukaryota; Metazoa; Placozoa; Uniplacotomia; Trichoplacea; Trichoplacidae.
CAAACCGAUCAGUGGACAUUCGAUAACUUCUACCUCAGCGAUAUUACUAAAGGACAGCCGCUACGAUAUAUGGGAUACGAACUAUUUCAUAAGAAUUGCAAUUUACUGAACAAAUUUGACAUAACCGUAAGCUGUUUUGAUGCUUUCCUUCAAACUGUUCAGCAAGGCUAUGCAAAAUAUGAUAAUCCAUAUCAUAAUGUUAUUCAUGCAACCGAUGUUUUACAAACGGUCUAUUAUCUAACUACCAAGACCGGUCUAUUGAAUUGGUUGACAGAUUUGGAAGUUUUCGCGUUGUUACUUGCUGCCGCUAUCCACGAUUAUGAACAUACAGGAACAACGAAUAGCUUUCUAGUUGCUUCAGGAUCUGAACUUGCUUUAAUGUAUAACGAUCGAUCAGUUUUAGAGAAUCAUCACAUAUCCUGUGCAUUUCGUGUUAUAACACAGCCUGAACAUCCCAUCUUAAAAGGAUUUUCCUAUGAACAGUUUAGGGAAAUUAGAUGCAUGAUUAUCGACAUGGUAUUAGCGACUGAUAUGACAACGCAUUUUCAGCAAGUUGAAUUUAUGAAAAGAUCAUUACUAAAUCCAAAAGGAAUCGAAAAAAUAGAUCGUACCAAAGUUUUGAACUAUAUUCUUCACUGCGCUGACAUUAGCCAUCCCGCCAAAUCAUGGGAAUUGCACAGUCGUUGGACGAAUUUACUGAUGAAUGAAUUUUUUAAACAGGGAGAAUUGGAACAUCAGCUGGGAUUACCGUACUCACCUUUAUGUGAUAAAACGACGACGAAAAUCCCUGAAAGUCAAGUUGGAUUUAUCAACUUUAUAGUUAAUCCACUCUUUGACAUAUUUGGUGAAGUUAUCGAUAAAAUUUCUCAUCAUGUGAUGAACCAAAAUGAUGAAGAAGAAUUACGAAAGACAGAUACUGAAAAACCCUGGAUUCAAUCUAUGAGAGACAAUCAUGAAAAAUGGUUACAUCAAUGUCAUGAUUGUAAGCGUUCAGGUAAAUGA